Molecule: messenger RNA, 894 nt
Organism: Ascochyta rabiei
Lineage: Eukaryota; Fungi; Ascomycota; Dothideomycetes; Pleosporales; Didymellaceae
Exons: 2
Coding region: 1-894 (297 amino acids)
Biological process (GO): spindle assembly
Cellular component (GO): cytosol; HAUS complex
Source: RefSeq, a predicted model, not a curated record
AUGGACAACCUUACACCGUCUGAUCUGUUCUCGCCCUCAAAAGCCCGGCAACAGCGUGCAAGAGCACAGGAUUGGGCGCACAUAGACUCAUGGCUGUCGUACAAAUAUGCUGGGCGCACAGUGCCGACAUUUGAGCGCAACGAAGAGACGCUGAAGGUACUGCGCGAGUUGUCCAUGGCGAAUGAAAGGGCAGACGAAGAGCGUGCAAUAAUAGAGCGUGUAGAAAGAGAAGCGCUGAAGGAGAUGGACGAGGUCGCCACCAACCCCUCUGACGCGCAUAUCCUCUCCACCGUCCGCGCACACCUCACGCCAGAGGGGGCAGUGGCCCUCACCGCGCUCGCAUCCACCACCAUCGCCCUCUCGACACCGACGCCAGACCCCCAAACUCUCGCCCACGCCCUGAUCUCCCACACCACCGCAACGCAGAACCUCUCCAACCAACUCACCCACAUCCAGACCCUUCAACAAUACCUCGCAAAGCAACACACACUCCUCCGCGCCCAACUGAACGAGCUACAAACAAACCCGUCCUUCUCCGCUCCCUCCUCCCUGCAGCGCCAAACCAUCGAGCAGACCCGGCAGACCAAGCACCUCCGCUCCAAGAUCCGAGAAGCAGAGUCGCAGCUGGCUUCUCUUCAGUUGUCACACGCGCGCGCCAUGACGCCCGGAAGCAAGCAUAUAGCGUCUGCCGAGGCGAUAACAGACAUGCUGGAGCAACAGCGAGCGCUGGAGGAGCUGAGGGACAGGGUCGAGGCGUUGGAAGGCGAGGUUGAGGAGUUUGGUGGGCUGCCGGCGGACCUGGGGGCUGCGAGGAAAGAAGUGGGGAGACUGGAGGUUAGGUGUGAUGAAGUGAGACGGAGGAGAGACGAGCUGUUUGAGGGUUUAGUGGGGUGA